UAUGUGGGCUCCAUCAAAUCACAGAGAUGUGUCACCACGUUUCUCUGAUCAACGCUCAGGAUUUAUUUGCCUCUGUACACGAGUAACUGCCCCGUGAGGCCGUGUCUCCGGACACUGCAACGUGACAAACAAGAGCUUCAAGGUUUUGCACUGAAUUUCAGUUAUUUUUUCUUUUUCUUUUAUAUUUCUCCGUAUACAAAUACAAAUCUCCAACCAGAUCUCGAGUACAAAGAAAGUAGAAGGCAGCGUUUAGGGUGGUUUAUUAGCAUAGAGGAACCCAACCACUUUUCUCUCUUAUUCCGUCAUUGGGUCCCUCUUUGACUUUAAGUAACAGUCAAUGAAAAAAAGAAUGGUCUGGCUUCUUCUCCUUUCUUCAUCAUUUAUAAAUAAUUAGUCAUUACCUUCUCUCUUCUGAAAAAGAGUCAGGAACGUCGUUUGUGGCUAGUUUCAAGGUUGAUUUGUGUGCUCAAAUGGGUGAGAGAGUUGUUGCAGAGAACUGCCAUCUGGACGCGGUGCUCAGAAGUUGCAGUUCUGCCGUUGAUAAGAACUAUGAAAGUUCUAGUGUUUCGGAGAAUCCUUUGUCGUUUUUGGCUUCUUUGAAGUUUGAAGAAGAGGAAGAUCCAUUUUCUAUUUUCAAUAUAGUUGUACAGGAGAAGAACAAUGGUUUUGAAGAAUUACAAGAUGCUUACACUAACAUCACUAGCAAAGAUGGAGCAUUGACCGGCCAACAACAACAAGAACAAGUUAAAACAAGCUCACCUGAUCUUUUUGUUUUCGGAGAGCCCAAAAAUCAGCUAUCAUCACGACAUGUACAGCAACAAGAAUUACAGCCUGAGCAGCAAGAUUUGCAACAGAAAGAGCACCAGCAUCAUGGUCAAUCUGGGGCCAUUUCUUUGCGGCCCAUGCAAUGUCAGCCACCUCGAUGUAGAAAGAGGAAGUACCCGCAAAAGAGAAUUGUAUGUCAUGUCACGGUCGAGGAUCUCUCUGGUGAUUUGUGGGGUUGGCGUAAAUACGGGCAAAAACGCAUCAAAGGCUCCCCAUAUCCGAGAAACUACUACAGGUGCAGUAGCUCAAAAGGCUGUGCAGCAAGAAAACAAGUGGAACGCAGCAGCACGGAUCCCAACUUAUUCAUUGUGAUCUAUACAGGCGACCACACGCAUGCUCGUCCGGCUCACAGACACUCACUUGCCGGAAUUACACGAAACAAGUUCUCCACGACUCAAACUGCCCAGCCGCCUGCAACAAACAGUAACGCUUCAUGCUUCUCUCCUGCCUCGUCCACAAGCCGCCCGCCAACGGCCAUGGAGGAAGCGAAGAAUAAUCAAUACGAGAAAGCUGACGUGGAGGGUGGUGAGAUGGUAGAACCAGAAGAAGAGGCUGAUGAAGACGAUCUUCUUAUUUCCAACUUAGCAGCUGUUUUGAAUGAAGAUAUAUUCAAAGGGCUUGAGGAGCUCAGUUCUUGCAUUGCUAGUGGUUGAAGCAAUAGUAAUAGUAGAGGUGGAGAAGUAGGAUAAGAGUGCAGCAGCAGCCCAUUUCCCGCCGCAGGGUGGUUAGUCGCUGGAGCUGGGUUUCAUAUAUAAAAUC
Mangifera indica (mango) is the source of this 1584-nucleotide messenger RNA. Its product is annotated as probable WRKY transcription factor 27. Gene Ontology annotation, molecular function: transcription cis-regulatory region binding; DNA-binding transcription factor activity. The transcript has 3 exons. NCBI's taxonomy places the organism in Eukaryota, Viridiplantae, Streptophyta, Magnoliopsida, Sapindales, Anacardiaceae. The record is from RefSeq and is a predicted model, not a curated record. Gene Ontology annotation, biological process: regulation of DNA-templated transcription. Gene Ontology annotation, cellular component: nucleus. The coding region runs from base 471 to 1478 and encodes 335 amino acids.